Rodentolepis nana is the source of this 879-nucleotide messenger RNA. NCBI's taxonomy places the organism in Eukaryota, Metazoa, Platyhelminthes, Cestoda, Cyclophyllidea, Hymenolepididae. The record is from the annotation of a GenBank genome assembly.
AUGUCCCAAGACUCUUCAAAUUCCUCCGGUAGUUCAUCCAUCGGGAUCCCUUCAACAGUUCGAUUUACACUCGAAAGAAUAUUUCGAAGCAUUGAGGAGAGCCUCGACUUAACCGAGGGCAACUGAAUAUUUCUCACUUCUGUUGGUUGAAGGGGGGUCAAUGCCUGAGAUGUAUCCACACCAUUACUCCCCCCUCUCCACGAAAUUUGAAUCAGACCCUCUCGGAAUGUCGGAUCGAUAACCACUAGGUGUGUCCAUACAUCCGAUGUUUUGGAGAAGACAAACCCCACAGUUUUCCCUCUACUAUCAUUCAGGUGAUUCACCACCGAGGUAACCAAAUGUUUCCCACUUAUCUUCAACAAUUCAACCAAUCUUGGAUCCAUCCUUAGAAGAUCUAGCUUCAGUGGAGCGGAAUUAAUCAAGUCUUCGAAUUCAUCACAAGAAAGACCUCGGUGAAUAACCUCAGAACCAAGAAGAGAGACAGCUUCUUGGCCAAUUUCCUCCACGCCUUCCUGGUAGUCAGAGGGUUGAGUUGAGGGGAAGUACUGUGAGUCGAAUAGACGAUACCACAGUAAGUUCUUAUGACAACUGAGAAUAGCCGAGUUGAUGAUACGAGGCAUACAGGUGCAGAGGGCUUGAUGCACGCUUUUGAGGGAGUGGUGCAAUUCCAUUUGGUGGGAUGGUAAAACACCCAAAUAAGAGACCUUGCAACGCACACCCGAAUGGCGUUGAAGAAUUGCACCCUCAUUAGAGCUUGAUCGAUCAGCUGUAGUAAUCGUGGUUGUGGUGUCACCCAAAACACGAAUAUUUAAGGAAGUAUGGCGACAUCGAUGACCAGUAGUCAUCGGAACUAUGAAACCUGAGGAUGAUUCAGCUUGA